This is a messenger RNA of Meloidogyne enterolobii, 854 nucleotides long. The record is from the annotation of a GenBank genome assembly. Lineage: Eukaryota; Metazoa; Nematoda; Chromadorea; Rhabditida; Meloidogynidae.
UUAUACCCCAUCAAAUGGUUAACAUGAAAAAACUUGGAGUAAAUGACUUUACUUGGUCAGAAUUUUAUUCGCGAACGUCUCUCCAAUAUUCAGAUUCUGUUGAUAGGCUUGGAUGGCCUGCUGCCAUUGGAACCGACAUGAAGAAUGUGGGGGCACAUUGUAAAUCUGCCAAAACUUUACCUAAAAAAUUUGCCGAGUUUGUGGAGGCGCCAGAGUCGAAAGGCACAAUUUAUGCAGCUUUUGGCACAAAUGUAGAUUGGAGUAGAGCACCAAAAUAUGUUUAUGAAUCGUUAUUGAGGGCUUUUAAUCAGUUUAAAGAUUAUCGGAUUAUUUUUGUUUAUAAUGGGCCUGAUUUGCCUAAUUUGGCCAAACACUUAUUGCUUACUAAAUGGGCUCCUCAACUUGAAAUUCUUGCGCAUCACAAAACUAAGGCUUUUAUUUCACAUGGAGGCAGUAAAAGCUUACGUGAAGCCUUAUGUACAGGUGUCCCUAUAAUUGUUAUGCCUGUUUAUGCUGAACAAGCGUUUAGCGCCAAUCUUAUGUUGGCAAUGGGACAUGCACCCGUUAUUAAUAAAUUUACUUUAACUGAAGAAAGUGUUUAUAAAACAAUUGAUGGGAUAUUAUCAAAACCAGAAAAACAACAAAAAUCCAAAAAAUUAAAAGAAAUAUUCCUUGAUAGACAAAUACCAAGUAUGGAAGAAGGCAUAUUUGCUGCAGAAAGAUUGUUAAGAAUUGAUAGUGAUUAUUGGAGAAAAUAUACACAAAGGAUGGGGAUGAAAUUAGAUUGGGUGAAAUUUGUUUAUUUUGAUUUUAUUUUGUUUGUUUUUUGUUUUGCUUUAAUUUUGUAUUUCUAA